AUGGUUUUUAUUUUAAAUGUGUUCAUUCUUAUUAAUGGAAUAUCAGUUCUUUCGUUUAACCGACCGAAACUCUGUCCAACAGUUAAAUGGAAUCCUGCUGGAUUUCGGCUUCCUGCUCUACUACCGAAGGAUUACAUAUUUUCCAUUCUGUUUAUUGAUAAAAACAAUACAAUUUACACUGGUGCUGAGGAAGAUGGUAAAAUUCUAGUUUGGCCCAAGGAUUCUACACAUCCGAUGUCGUCGAUUAAUUACCAAUCCGAGUUAAAAUCAGCCUCUCUAUUUGUGAGCAACAAUGGUGAUAUUUAUCUCAGUACUAUGCAUAAGAUAAUUCUUAGAUGGACAGCAAGCCAGAAUGUCUUCGUCCAUUUUAUGAAUACUAAAGAGGGAUGUAUUAGCCUUUUUAUCGAUCUUCAUAACAAUAUAUAUUGCUCAAUGAUGUUGGCGCAUCAAGUUGUGAAAAAAUCACGAAGUGAGAAUGACACAGUAGAGACGACAAUUGUCGCUGGCACAGGAGGUGUAGGUCGGGGAGAGACGCAGCUCACCUCUCCCCGCGGAAUCUUUGUGGAUACAAAUUUAGAUUUGUAUGUAGCAGAUUGGUACAACCAUCGAAUUCAAUUGUUUCAAUUCAAUGAAGUAAAAGGAAAGACAGUAGCAGGAGAAUUUUCAUACGAAAUUACAAUUUUACUGCGUUUACCCACUUCAGUUGCACUCGAUUGUGAGAAAUAUCUUUUUAUUGCGGAGGCAGGGUUUGAUCGUAUAAUUGGAUCAGGACCAAAUGGUUUUCGAUGUUUACUUGGAUGCAAUCGCGAAGAAAAAAAAGUCAGUCAAUUGAAAUGGCCGCUAUCAUUUCACUUUGAUAUGAAUGGAAACUUAUUUGUUAACGAUGCAAUAAAUACACGAAUUCAAAAAUUUCAUUUAAACAAAGACUCUUGUGGAAAUGUUCCAUCUACAAUUCAAGCAAUAUAUUCAUCUACCUUAACACACGAUCAUGAAAGGUUUUCACGUGAAUUAUAUAAUUCUUCUGAAGCUUAUUACUAUGAAGUCAUAGAAGUAAAUGUGAGUAAAAGUGACUUUUAUAUUCUGACUGGUGACAGUAGUAUUGGGCUGUAUGGUUUUAUAUAUAAAGAUCAUUUUCAUCGAUUUGAUCCUUUAAAAGAUUUAAUUGCAUGGUGUGGUAAACCUGACUAUAAAGAUCAAUUUAAAUUUACUCUUGAACUUCAAAUGAACACUAAAUAUAUAUUAGUAGUAACAACAUAUUAUCGAAAUGUCACAGGUCCAUUCUCAAUCAUCAUAUUUGGUUCAAAUAUAGUUCAUCUUCAACGCAUGAAUAUUGAACCAGUUAUCCAAUCAACAUACAGAUCUGCAUUGACACAAAAUCAUCGAACAUAUUUUCGUGACCCUUGUCAGCGAUUGAACAAAGUAAAUUAUGAAGCAAUACAGGUGAACGUGACUGAAAAUGGUUUCUACACCUUUUUAUCCCGUGGAGAUGGAGUCAAAGGUCUACCAACUAUAACCAGUUAUAUAUAUGAACAUGAUUUUUAUCCUAGUAUUCCAUUUGGAAAUUUAAUUUCAGAAGAAGAUAAAUCUUGCUCACGUAAUGGUGAUAUAAUUACUGUUCGACUUAUGCCUAAUAUCCAGUAUGUAUUGGUUGUAACAACAUGUAAUAGCAAUGUCACAACAGAUUUCAUAGUACAGGUAUCUGGUAGAAGUGCUGUUAGUUUAGAACGUGUUGAUCCUUCACCUGAUAUUCAUCGGAAUUACUCUUCAAACUUAACAAUAAACAGUCAAACAUAUGCUAAAGAUUGCACCAACUCGCAAUAUUAUUAUGAAACUAUUCGAAUGACGGUAUCUAAAAACGGAUAUUAUACUUUAUUAACUGGCGGAUAUUAUACUUUAUCACCUGGCGAAUAUAACGCAACUGUGACCUUUAUGUAUGAAAAUCAAUUCGAUCCGCUGAAUCCACGUAAAAAAAAAUUGACUUCAAUCAUGUAUCAUGAAUGUAUUGGUAAAAUUCGCGAUGAAUUCACAGCUAAGCUUCAAGCUAAUACAACGUACAUAUUAGUUAUAACAACUCUUAAACCACGGACGUCAAUUGCAUUUUCGAUCGUGAUAUAUGGUUCAGCGAAUUUCACUUUUGAACGCUUUAUUGAUGAUUCAACUGAUUGUUAUAUUGGUGAUCCAUGUAAUCCUCAAGUUAACAGUAUUGGUUUAACUCUUGAUGAUAUUUUACGUGCUGCAGUGAAACAAAAUAUAACAAUACAUAAUCAACCAUUCGGAAUUAAGAUGAGUGCUGCUGUAACGAUCAUUAUGUUUAUUGCAGGCAUCAUCAGUUGUCUUUGUUCAAUUAUAACUUUUCAAAAUGAAACUUUACGAAAGGUUGGAUGUGGAUUAUAUCUUUUAGCAUCAUCUAUAACUUCAUUUUUGACAAUUACAAUGUUUACAAUUAAAUUUUGGUUUGUUCUUGUUACACAAAUGAAUACGAAUAUUCAUCUAUCAAUUCACCAAGGUGGCUGUAAAUCAAUCGAAACUCUUUUAAAAUUUUUCUUCUAUUGGGAUGCUUGGCUAAAUGCAUGUGUUGCUGUUGAACGUGGAAUUAACGUCUAUCAAGGAAUAAAUUUUAAUAAAGAAAAAAGUAAACGUUUUGCACGAUGGAUAUUAUUGAUCUUACCGUUUGUCAUCAUUGUCUCAAUCAUUCAUGAACCUUUAUAUCAUCAAGUUCUUGAUUAUGACAAAAAGGAAAAAUCACUGUACGUCGCAUAUAUUGACACUCCAGAAGAUUUCGUAACAAGCAGAGAUAUUUGGUGUCAAGCAUCAUAUUCUCAAUCAGUUCGAGAUUAUAACACAUUCAUUCUCUUUAUUCAUCUUCUUGGUCCAUUUAUUGCUAACCUUAGUUCUGCAUUAUUUAUUAUUACUGGAAGUGCUCGACGACGAGCGGAGGCUCAAAAACGGCAAACAUUUAAAGAAUAUAUUCGUGAACAAUGGAAAGAGCAUAAACAACUUGUUAUUAGUCCUACUAUUUUAUUUGUUCUAACAACACCACGUUUAAUUAUUUCGUUAUUACUAACAUGUUUAAAAAUAUCUGAUUAUAUAUGGUUAUGUCUUUCUGCUUAUUUUAUUUCAUUUUUACCAUCAAUACUUAUCUUUAUUAUAUUUGUUAUUCCAUCAACUUUGUAUCGAAAUACUUUCAAGGAAUCAAUCGCACGAGCACGAAUCUGUGGAAAACAACGAUCAUCUACCACUUUGGAAGGAUAA
Adineta ricciae is the source of this 3252-nucleotide messenger RNA. The record is from the annotation of a GenBank genome assembly. Lineage: Eukaryota; Metazoa; Rotifera; Eurotatoria; Adinetida; Adinetidae.